AUGGUCCAACUGAAGUCCAGUGAAUCUGAAGGUUAUAACAGAUCUGCAGAUCUCUUACGUGUGUUUAUCAGAGAGCUGAAUGAGAACGACUCUGGAGAAUAUAACAUUACAGUCAAAGUUUCUGAAGACUACAGUAUCUUCUCUGAGUUUAAUCUGGACAUCAGAGACGAUGAUUGUUGUGUGAAGAGCAUCAGUCUAUCAGCUGCUGCAGGAGCAUCUGUGAACAUCAGCUGCAAAUACCCACAAUCCCAUAAAAGAGAUGUGAAGUUUCUCUGCUGGAGAUCUGGAGAUAAUCUCUGUGCUGAAGAGACGUCUGUGAAGGAGAGCAGAAGAUGGAGUCCUGAGGGAAAGAUCCAGCUGUAUGAUGACAGAAAAGAGCAGCUCCUGACGGGAAGAAUCAGUCAUGUGACUGAACAACAUUCAGAAUACUGGUGUGGAGUUCAGUCUGAUCAAGGACACAAGAGCUUCAUCACACGAGUCCUGAUCAACCCUACAGGCUCUUCUCUGAUCAUCCCUCUGGUUCUGGUUCUUCUGGUUCUGAUCUUAGCUGGACUCUUAUUACUGUUUUUCUGUAAGAAGCGUCAGUCUCAAGGCGGUGAUUCGUCAUCUCAGACUGGACCAGGAAAACAUGAAGUGGUUUCUCACACUGGUUGUGAUUAUGAGGAGAUUAAAGUCACUCACAAACAGUUACCCACAAACCCCUCUGAUUCUUCUAACUGCGUUUACGCUACAGUUCAGAAAGCCACUGGUGACUCUCAGUGCUGCAUCACAUCUGCUGAGGAUCUGAAUUACGCAGUGGUGAAUUUCCACAAGAAAUCUGACUGUCAUGACAGUGUCAGUAUCAGGAAUAAUCAGGAUUACAGUGAAUACGCUGCUGUCAAUCAUCUCACCGCUUGACGAACAACAGCAGAGAAUAUAAAUGAGCUGAAUGUUUUAUCACCUUGUCUUUGGUAUUAAGUUUGUGUGUUUGGUGUUUUUUGUUAGUCUUCAGUGAUGCUCCUUUUCCUUAUAUUUUAGUCAGUCUUGUGAAUCAGACUUUUGACUGUUGGCAUGAAGUCUGAUGAAUGUUUAAAUGACAGCGCAGUGUUUUGUUCUGCAGAUGACAAUGAAAGAAAUUAUCAGAAGCUUUUGGUCAGAGUUUGAUGUAAAUAAGUACAGAAUGUUUCAGACAAAAGUGUAAAAUUAAAGCAGAAUAUACAGCUGUGCUCAAUUUUAUAACUUUAGCACAUGCAGCAACUGUUGUUUUUUUUUUCUCAGUUUUCAUUUUAACAGAUAACUUAACCUGAUAACUUAAAAAAAAUCCAGAUGAGGUUGUGAUAUUGUUUGCAAAUGUGAUAUGCAUGAAUUAUGGAAAGCUGAAAUGCACAUAAAAGCACAAUGUCUGAGCUUUAUGAGUGUCCGUUGUGAAGCCUGAGGUCUUUUUAGCUUUUGACCUAAAAAUGUUUAUUCCAGAAAAUGGACUCCCCACUGAUGUAAUUGUAAUGUAACGGAGACUCGUUUGAGCUCAGCUUGAGAUCCAUAUGUGGCAGGAUAAGUGAUUUAUCUUAUUGGCCUGUUUGGGGUAUGGUUUUGGGCAGACCAAUGAGGUAGAAGCAGCCAUACUAUUUAAGGACCCUUAUUUUUGCGAGUGUGUACGUGUCCUGCUGGUUCUGGGUUCUCCUCUCCCUGGCAUUUCCGUUCCCGUUUUUGUACGUGUUCAGGUAUGUUGAGACUCUGCUGACGGAGUAAUGAUGUGUUCAGCUCAAGGCUAAUAUGAACUAUUUAUAGUUUAAUUAUAGCAGAGCUGGUGGCAUGUUUGUGGUGGAGUUCGCUCUCAGGUACGUUUGGUAUCCGCAUUAAAAAUGUUCUUUAAUGAAAAGUUUAGUUGUAUAAUGAUGAGUUUUAGCAAAAAAUAAAUGAGUGAGUAAAUAAUUAAA
This is a messenger RNA of Ctenopharyngodon idella (grass carp), 1916 nucleotides long. RefSeq lists its product as uncharacterized. Gene Ontology annotation, molecular function: transmembrane signaling receptor activity. Gene Ontology annotation, cellular component: plasma membrane. Bases 1 to 897 code for a protein of 298 amino acids. The record is from RefSeq and is a predicted model, not a curated record. The transcript is spliced from 7 exons. NCBI's taxonomy places the organism in Eukaryota, Metazoa, Chordata, Actinopteri, Cypriniformes, Xenocyprididae.